ACAGGCCCAGAAAUAGCCACACAAUUCUCAAGCUUUUUUCCAUUCUCCACCACUUCAUUUUCAGUUUCUCUCCAUCCCACAACCCCUUUUUUCAGUCUCCAUAUCAAAAAGUCACAAUUCUCAGAGGUAAGCACACUUGCGGUCUCCGCUUUGUUUCUGUGUGUCAGUUUUUCGCAUUUCUGAUUCAAUUCGCCUUGUGGGUACGCUUGAAUUUUGAAUGAAUUUGAGUUUUCAAUCAGGGGUUUGAGUGUACAUAUGUGGAAUUGUAGAGAGGAGUAGGAAAAAAGUUUCGGUUUUUCUGGGUUCCAUGCUGAGUUUAGGGUCCAGAUAAGAGAGCAAUGGCUUCGCUAGCUUCCCUUGUGAGUUUGGGAAGCGCUGGUGCCAGUUCCUCUGGACAUUUCGAGGGAUCUCUUCUGCUACAACGGAGAGUUUCCCUAUUAAGACGCAAUUUUGGGGGUGGGAAGAGAUGGGGGUUGGUUUCGGUUUGUAAAUAUUCGGGCACAAUGACUAAUGUUAUUGCUGAGGAAGGGAAUGCGGUUUCUGUGGAUUCUUCUACGUAUAGGGGUGGUGGUAAGGACGAGGAUAAUGGUCUUGUCCUCAAGCCUGCGCCAAAGCCUGUGUUGAAACCCGUAAAUUCUGUAGUUUCUUGGGAUGCAGGGUCGAAAAUUAGUGGGGACUCUGAUGAUGAUGAGAAGUUGGAGAAUGUGGAUGAGAGGAAUAAGGUGAUAGAGUCACUGGGAGAGGUGUUGGAGAAGGCCGAAAAACUUGAAACUGGCAGGUUGGGUGAGUUAGGAAGUAAAAGGGAAAGUGGGUCUGUGGAUAAAUCACCCCCCGGUACCAAUGACAAUUCAACAGUUGGUAGAACGGUGAAUAAUUCAAAUGCCAGUAAGAAAUCUAAAACCUUAAAGAGUGUGUGGCGGAAAGGAAAUCCGGUUGCUACAGUUGAAAAGGUUGUUAAGGAUGCUUCUAAUAAUAUUACUAACACUGAAAGAGAGGGACCUGAGGUCAGGAGGAAGGUAGAAACUCAGCCCAGGAUUCCUUUGAGACCCACUCAGCCGCCUUUGAGAGCUCAACCAAAGUUGCAAGCUAAACCUUCGGUUGCUCCUCCUCCUCCUGUCUUAAAGAAACCUGUUAUCUUGAAGGAUGUGGGGGCAGCUCCUAAGUCAUCAGGGAUUGAUGAAACUGAUUCAGGCAAAACCAGAGAGCGGAAACCAAUCUUGAUUGACAAAUUUGCUUCCAAGAGACCAGUGGUUGAUCCGAUGAUAGCGCAAGCAGUUUUAGCUCCUCCAAAACCCGGAAAGGGGCCUGUACCUGGUAAAUUCAAGGAUGAUUAUCGCAAGAAAAAUGCUUCAACUGGAGGAUCACGCAGAAGAAUGGUUGCUGCCAAUGACAUGGAGAUUCCGGAUGAUGAGACAUCAGAACUGAAUGUGUCUAUUCCUGGGGCGGCUACAGCAAGAAAAGGGAGGAAAUGGAGUAAGGCAAGUCGAAAGGCUGCUAGACUUCAAGCAGCUAAAGAUGCGGCUCCUGUUAAAGUUGAAAUUCUAGAGGUUGGGGAAGAAGGUAUGUUGACAGAAGACUUAGCGUACAACUUGGCCAUCAGUGAAGGUGAAAUUCUUGGUUUUCUAUACUCAAAAGGUAUUAAGCCAGAUGGGGUGCAAACUCUGGACAAAGACAUGGUUAAGAUGGUUUGCAAAGAGUAUGAGGUAGAAGUUAUUGAUGCUGCCGGUGUUAAAGUGGAAGAAAUGGCAAGGAAGAAGGAAAUUCUUGAUGAAGAAGACCUGGACAAACUAGAAAACAGACCUCCUGUCCUGACUAUAAUGGGUCACGUGGAUCAUGGCAAGACCACCCUUUUGGAUCAUAUUCGGAAGAGCAAGGUAACUGCAUCAGAAGCAGGAGGGAUUACACAAGGAAUUGGUGCAUAUAAGGUUUUAGUGCCCAUCGAUGGCAAGCCACAGUCAUGUGUUUUCCUUGAUACACCUGGACACGAGGCGUUUGGGGCGAUGAGAGCUCGUGGAGCAAGGGUUACCGACAUUGCUAUUAUUGUUGUGGCUGCUGAUGAUGGAAUUCGUCCUCAAACAAAUGAGGCCAUAGCUCAUGCUAAAGCAGCUGGGGUACCAAUUGUAAUAGCUAUAAAUAAGAUAGAUAAGGAUGGAGCUAACCCAGAACGAGUCAUGCAAGAACUUUCGUCUAUUGGUCUAAUGCCAGAAGAUUGGGGUGGUGAUAUCCCAAUGGUUCAGAUCAGUGCUCUUAAAGGGGAGAAUGUAGAUGAUUUGUUAGAAACUAUCAUGCUUGUAGCAGAGUUGCAAGAGUUGAAGGCUAAUCCUGAUAGAAACGCAAAGGGCACAGUCAUUGAGGCUGGUCUUGAUAAAUCGAAGGGACCGGUUGCUACAUUCAUUGUGCAGAAUGGAACACUCAAAAGGGGAGAUAUAGUGGUUUGUGGUGGCGCCUUUGGCAAGGUGCGGGCUUUGUUUGAUGAUGGUGGGAAGCGUGUUGAUGCAGCUGGACCUUCUAUACCUGUCCAGGUCAUUGGAUUGAAUAAUGUUCCAAUUGCUGGUGAUGAAUUUGAGGUCGUUGGCUCCCUUGAUAUUGCUCGAGAAAGAGCGGAGGCACGUGCAGAGUCAUUGCGACAAGAACGUAUAUCAGCAAAGGCUGGUGAUGGGAAGGUUACACUUUCUUCCUUUGCUUCUGCAGUUUCAGGUGGAAGCCAGUCUGGAUUAGACUUGCAUCAGUUGAAUAUUAUUAUGAAGGUUGAUGUUCAGGGUUCCAUUGAGGCUGUGAGGCAAGCCUUACAGGUGCUUCCUCAAGAUAAUGUCGCUUUAAAGUUCCUCCUCCAAGCAACCGGGGAUAUAAGUGCUAGUGAUAUUGAUCUUGCAGUUGCUAGCAAGGCUAUUGUUAUAGGAUUUAAUGUUAGAGCACCUGGCUCUGUUAAGAGUUAUGCUGACACCAAAGGGGUAGAGAUUCGACUGUACAAAGUUAUUUAUGAUCUUAUUGAUGAUGUGCGGAAUGCAAUGGAAGGACUCCUGGAUGCUGUUGAGGAAGAAAUAACAAUUGGCACAGCAGAAGUUCGGGCCACAUUCACCAGCGGCAGUGGCCGGAUUGCUGGUUGCAUGGUAAAGGAGGGAAAGGUAGAGAAAGGUUGUGGCAUUCGGGUGGUACGAGAUGGCAGGGCUGUCUAUGUUGGUACUCUUGAUUCUUUGAGACGAGUUAAAGAAAUUGUGAAAGAGGUAAAUGCUGGACUAGAGUGUGGGAUGGGAAUGGAAGACUACAAUGAUUGGGAGGUGGGAGACAUUGUCCAGGCCUUCAACAAGAAGCAGAAGAAACGAACGCUUGAAGAGGCAUCGGCUUCAAUGACAGCUGCACUGGAAGUGGCAGGUAUUGAAAAAUAAGAAAGAGCAUACCCGGUUGCAAACUUGGCUCACAUUCUUCAUGAUAUUGCCGCGUUUCUACCUCAAAUCAAGUGCCUUGACAACCUCGGGCUGGUAGGAUGCCGGAGCCUUGACCCUUGACCUUCCCACCUCGUGCAAUAUACCUAAAUGCAGGAGGUUGCUGAGAAUGUGUGAUCCAUUGUUAUAUGCUAUUUCACACAUUGUAUAUAGUGAUAGUUAUCCGAUUUCGACUUCUUUGUGUAAAGAGGGGAACACUGAUUUCAAUUUCUCAUCUGAACAAAAACCAUGUUACAGCUACAAAGGAAAACAAACCAUGGAGGAGAAAAAACCAAAAUUUUUCACAUGCUUCGAACUGCAGUUGUGAUCUUAUUUUUUGAGCUUGGAAUAAGGUCAUUUGUACUAGUCUCGAUGCAGUACUUCACCUUUAAAAAUAUAAAUUUUUUUGUUAUGGAUA
Molecule: messenger RNA, 3840 nt
Organism: Vitis riparia (riverbank grape)
Lineage: Eukaryota; Viridiplantae; Streptophyta; Magnoliopsida; Vitales; Vitaceae
Product: translation initiation factor IF-2, chloroplastic
Exons: 12
Coding region: 339-3386 (1015 amino acids)
Biological process (GO): translational initiation
Molecular function (GO): GTP binding; GTPase activity; translation initiation factor activity
Source: RefSeq, a predicted model, not a curated record